Molecule: messenger RNA, 2881 nt
Organism: Myxozyma melibiosi
Lineage: Eukaryota; Fungi; Ascomycota; Lipomycetes; Lipomycetales; Lipomycetaceae
Product: WD domain-containing protein
Exons: 2
Coding region: 23-2806 (927 amino acids)
Biological process (GO): maturation of SSU-rRNA
Cellular component (GO): small-subunit processome; Pwp2p-containing subcomplex of 90S preribosome
Molecular function (GO): protein binding; snoRNA binding
Source: RefSeq, a predicted model, not a curated record
CAUCCUCCUCAACUCAUCAAACAUGGUGAAGUCAUACCUGCGGUUCGAGCCAGACGCCUCGUUUGGCGUCAUUGCCUCGAAUUCAAAUCUGCUCUGGCUGCCAUCUGAGUCAUCUGCCGGCGAAGUCGUCACGGGCGCGCUCGAGAGCGUUAUUGGCUGGGACGUGAAGAAAGGCGAGAAGCAGUUCAAGUGGAACGACAUUGAUAUCAAGACCGAGGUGAGUUGUCUCGCGAGCUAUGACUCUGACAUCUUUGCGGUCGGAUACGCCGACGGAACGAUCAGGGUGUGGGACGCAAAGACAGAGACGGUCGUCGUCAGCUUCAACGGCCAUAAAUCUGCCGUCACGGUCCUCAAGUUUGACCAGUCCGGCACGCGGCUCGCGAGCGGUUCUCGCGACUCAAAUAUUAUCGUCUGGGACUUGAUCGCCGAGGUAGGGCUCUACAAGCUGCGCAGCCAUAAAGAUCAAAUCACAGGGCUAGACUUCAUCUACCCCCCGGUGAAGGUCAAGACCGAGCCUGAGGAGGAGGCGGUCAUGCAGGUCGACGACGACGGCGAGGCUGCGAUGGGCAAAUUGCUCGUGAGCGUGUCGAAGGACGGGUUCAUCAAGCUGUGGGAUCUGACUGCGCAGCACUGCAUGGAGACGCACGUCGCGCACCGCGGCGAGUGCUGGGCCAUGUCGACGCGAGUCGACGACGAGUCUAAGACGGUUGUUGUCAUGACCGCCGGCGGCGAGUCUGAGCUGCGCGUCUGGCACAUUGACGUCGACGACGAUGCUGCUCUUACUGUUCGCGGGAGUGAUAACCCCCGAGUUGCUCUGCAGGGUGUUUUGCUGCGACAGAGCAAGGACCGCGCGGUCACCGUUCUCUUCCACCCGUCUGCGCCGUUUGUUGCCGUGCACGGGACAGAUCGAGCGGUUGAGAUCCUACGGAUCCGCACGUCGGCAGAGGUGCACAAGUCCGUCGCCCGCAAGCGGCGGAGACGGAAGGAGAAAGGCGGCGACGUCGUGAGCGAGAACGAGCCGUCGGAGAGCGACGUGCACGAAAAGUAUGUUCCCUACGUGAUUGUGCGCGCGAGCGCUCGCGUGCGGUCGAUCGACUGGGCCUCGUCGUCGGGCGAGAGUCUUCAGUUUGUAGCCUCGCUCGCGAGCAACAAUGUCGAGAUGUACUCUGUCAGCGCGCCCGCGGAUGUCAAGAAGAGCAAAGGCGAGCCGCCAGAGUAUAAUCGGACGUAUGCGCUUGAGCUGCCUGGACAUCGGACCGAUGUUCGGGCGCUGAGCGUGAGUUCGGACGAUGGCAUGAUUGCGAGCGCGGCGAAUGGGAGUAUGAAGAUUUGGAAUGUCAAGACUACAAACUGCAUCCGUACUUUUGAGUGUGGAUAUGCUUUGUGCUGCACCUUUCUUCCGGGAGACAGUAUUAUUGUGGUUGGAACAAAAGAAGGAAAGAUUCAACUGUUUGACGUCGCGAGCUCUACGCUGCUAGAAGAGAUUGAUGCGCACGAAGGUGCGCUGUGGUCUCUACAAGUGAGUGCAGACGGACGAGCACUAGUAACAGGCAGUGCCGACAAGACGGUCAAGUUUUGGGAAUUCAAGGUCGUGCAGGAUACUGUUCCGGGCACGACGCGGACGGUGGCCCGGAUGUCGGUCAAGCACCGACGAACGCUCGAGCUGAGCGAGGAUGUACUUAGUGUCCGCCUUUCUCCCGACUCUAAAUACGUUGCUGUUUCGCUGCUCGACAACACAAUCAAGGUGUUUUACAUGGACUCGCUCAAGUUCUUCCUCAAUCUGUACGGCCACAAGCUGCCGGUGCUGUCGAUGGACAUCUCGUGGGAUUCGAAGCUGCUGAUCAGUAGUUCGGCCGACAAGAACAUCAAGAUCUGGGGUCUCGAUUUUGGCGACUGUCAUCGGUCGCUGUUUGCGCACGAGGACAGUAUAAUGGCGGUGGAGUUUGCCGCGCAGACGCACAACUUCUUCAGCGCGAGUAAAGACGGGCUGGUCAAGUACUGGGACGGCGACAAGUUUGAAAACAUCCAAAAGCUGGAAGGCCACCGCGCCGAGGUGUGGGCGAUUGCGGUCGCGCCGUCGGGCGAGUUUGUGGUGUCGGCGUCGCAUGACAAGAGUAUCCGGAUCUGGAUGCAGACCGAGGACCAGGUGUUUUUGGAGGAAGAGCGCGAGCGCGAGAUGGAGGAGCUGUACGAGGCUACGCUUGCGGGGUCGCUGAGCACGGGAGAUGAGAACGGGGAUGAGAAGGAGGCAGACGAGGUCACGACCGCGGGCGGACGGCAGACGACGGAGACGUUGGUGGCCGGCGAGCGGAUCGCGGAGGCGCUCGAGCUGGGGAUUGCGGAUCUCGAGCGGCCGGCGGAGGGUGAUAGGAACAUUGUGUUUACCGCGCAGGGCGGCAUCAGCGCGGAGCAGUACGUGCUCGGGGUGGUUGAGAAAGUACGAGCCGCGCAACUGCAGGACGCGCUGCUGCUGCUGCCGUUCGACAAGAUCGUGGGUCUGCUACGGUUCGUGAGUCUGUGGGCCGAGCACGGGUGGAACGUGCCGCUGGCGACGCGGGUGCUGGGGUUCCUGGUGCGGAUGUACUACAAGCAGAUUGUGGCGAACGAGGUCAUGCGGCAGACGCUGGACGCGGUGCGCACGAACCUGCGGGCGGCCGUGAGCAGGCAGCGCGACGAGAUUGGGUAUAACGUGGCGGGGCUGCGGGAGGUGCGGCGACGGUACGCGGAGACGCGCGAGCGUGGGUUCGGAGAGGAGGAGGAGAGGGUGGUGAGGACGCGGAAGCGGGAGUAUGUGACUGUUAACUAGACUGUGGAUGUGUUGAUAUGUUAUAUGUAGAUAGAAGUAGGAAAGAGAGGCAUAAUAAUUACUCUAAUAGGCAAC